Molecule: messenger RNA, 1065 nt
Organism: Perca flavescens (yellow perch)
Lineage: Eukaryota; Metazoa; Chordata; Actinopteri; Perciformes; Percidae
Product: dickkopf-related protein 2-like
Exons: 5
Coding region: 187-1065 (292 amino acids)
Biological process (GO): multicellular organism development; negative regulation of canonical Wnt signaling pathway
Cellular component (GO): extracellular region
Molecular function (GO): co-receptor binding; receptor antagonist activity
Source: RefSeq, a predicted model, not a curated record
GUCUGCACCCUGGAGCCGGACACGCCGCAUCUCCUCCCGAUACCCUCACGGUUGUUGUUUUUUUCCACCUUUCAAAUAUCGUUUAGUGGCGCUGCGGACGGAGCACGUGGGACGGGACAGCAGGGAUUUCUCUUCAUACUGUAACGUCUUUCGGAGAAAAGGAACUCUGCAAGAAAAACAGCGGUGAUGAGUUGCCAGCUGUUACUGAUGCUGACGGCGUGCGCGGUGCUGCUGGCGCUGGCGGCUUGUUCCCGUGGCGGCGCCGAGGCUCGACUCGUCAGACUCAACUCCAUCCGGACGGUGAUCCUGAGGGGGGGCCAGGCGCUGCCGGGCAACAGGAGCGCCUGGGAGCCGAGCCUGGACCUGACGCUCUACCAGUGCAUGAGCGACCUGGAGUGCAGCGAGGGGAGCUACUGCCACGCGCCGACCAAAGGCCCCGCCCACUCCCGAUGCCAGACCUGCCGCCGGAGGAAGAGGCGUUGCCAUAGGGACGGCAUGUGUUGCCCGGGCAACCGCUGCAGCGGCAAUAUCUGUGUGCCCGACAGCUUUGAGUCUCAGGGGAUCCCCGACUCGGAUGGAGGGAUGAGUCCGCUGUCCAAACUAAAGAAAGGAUGGAGGAAGAGAGGGAGGAAGGACAUCAAAAGCUCCUCCAGUAAAGGUCAGGUCGGGGAUCCGUGUCUCCGGUCCUCGGACUGCUCCGAUGCCCUUUGCUGCGCUCGCCACUUCUGGACUCGCAUCUGCAAGCCCGUGUUGCGGGAGGGACAGGUUUGCACGCGACAGCGCCGGAAGGGGAACCACGGUCUGGAGCUGUUCCAGCGCUGCCCGUGCGGCGACGGACUCGGCUGCCAAACCCUGAGAGAGCCCGAAGCCCAGCCUCAUUCUUCGUCUUCUUCGUCUUCUUCGUCUUCUUCGUCUCUGCAGGCGGCGGCCAGGUUCGCGGCGUCGUCUUCCUCGUCUCGCCACUCCUCGCCGCACACGUCGCUGCUGUCUUCGUCCGCAAAGUCUGCGUCUUCGUCGUCGCAGGCCGUGGCGAAGACGAGACUUCACGUGUGCCAGAAAAACUAA